Molecule: messenger RNA, 1104 nt
Organism: Equus caballus (horse)
Lineage: Eukaryota; Metazoa; Chordata; Mammalia; Perissodactyla; Equidae
Gene: RPRML
Product: reprimo like
Source: RefSeq, a predicted model, not a curated record
GGGAGCGGCCGCGGCGCCGGCGAGGAGCGCCCCCCGAGACCACGCCGCGCGCUCGGCUCUCCGGCUCCAGCUCGCGCGCAGCCUGUUGCUCGCUCCUCCGGGCCGCCGCUUCCCGCCCGGUGCCCAGGAGCAGGCGGCCCGAGGGGUGCCAGCGCGCGGGCGGACCCCCGCCUUCCUCCUCUCCUGCGCACACGUAGACCCGAGCGCCUCCCAGAGCGCGGGAGCCGGCGAGCCUCCCCGUGCGCCCCUGACCGCGCGCCGAGACCCCCGGCCCCGAGCGGCGAUGAACGCGACCUUCCUGAACCACAGCGGCCUGGAGGCGGCGGGCGGCGGCGGCGGGGCCGCCCUGGGGAACCGCAGCCACGGGCUGGGCACGUGGCUGGGCUGCUGCCCCGGGGGCGCGCCGCUGACCGCCAGCGACGGGGUCCCGGUGGGGCUGUCGCCUGACGAGCGCAGCUUGUGGGUGUCGCGCGUGGCGCAGAUCGCUGUGCUUUGCGUGUUGUCGCUCACCGUGGUCUUCGGCGUUUUCUUCCUGGGCUGCAACCUGCUCAUCAAGUCGGAGAGCAUGAUCAACUUUCUGAUGCAGGAGCGCCGGCCCUCCAAGGACGUGGGCGCCGCCAUCCUGGGGCUGUACUGAGAGCAUCUCGGCCCGCCCUCGCCAGCGGGGCUGGAAGGAGACGGAGAAGGGAGACCGGGACCCUCUUCCCCCUCCCCGGGCUCUGCCGCCUCCUCCCGCCAGGCAGCGCAAGGGGCAGCGACGUGCGUCGGGGCGCCCGGCCGGGACACUGCGGGACUCAGGCGGCGGCGCGGGAAGGGACUUCCACACUCGGCUCGCUCCUGUGUGCGCUUCAGCGUUGGGGGGUGGGAGCGUAGAAGAGGGAGUUCUUAACCGUUUUUCAAAAAGGAAGUUCCAGGCAGAGUGGAGAGGCUGUGGGAUGCAACUUGGGGCUGAGGUCACUCGCGUGGGAGUUUGGUGUGUAAGUAGGUGGGGGGCAAGUUAUUGAGGAAUCCGAGUCUCUGAGCUUGUUGGCCUGAUUUUCAGUUGAAAAGAAAUCUUGUAAUAAAACCAAAAGCCGUCGGGCUUCUGGCGGCUUCCCACCCGCA